GGCUUCCACUAACCAGUCUUGCGGUGGUUGCUGUCGGGAUCGGAUAUGAUUUUCGGGAGGUCCUGUUUGUCGAGUUUUCGCCGCUUCACCGUGAUCAGCUGCAAGCGCAUUUCGUGUUCUGGCGCAAACCGCGAUAAACAUUCAAGCCCGGUUCACAUGUGAAGGUGAUUGAUGCCUAUUUGCGGAAACGAACGAAAUUCGUCUGUGGUGAGCCUACGAGCCCCGUGAGCCAACUGUAAUAGAGAAGACAAAGUAGUGCGAGAGGUCUGUACACUGGGCGGGGAAGGAUUCUCAAAGGCGUGAAGGAAAGUUUCAACCCGGCAUUGUUAUUGUGCAUGUGAGGUUGCCUCUGCAGCCUGUGCGGCAUCAGUGAUGUUGACGGUGAUGAUUUGCCGUAUAAUGCCAAUGAUGUGAAUAAUUUCCGUUCGUUGUUCCCGUAUCUAAGUAAAAAGUUAUCAGAACGCGCAGUGUGUUGUGUGGUGUUUGUUGGAUUGACAGCUGCACAGAAGACCAGAAACGGUGACAGAGGGCUUUGAUGAUCUGGUGAAAAAUAGUUCUGAUGGUGCCGUAAAAUAAAAGCAAGUGGAGAGUAACGACACGAACGCAGUCGACAUAUCAUAACAAACUGUGUACUACGUGCAAUUCCGUGCAGUGCUGAAAGUACCACUACCGAAGUGAUGGCGAAUAGAGAGAGUUACAAUUUCUGAGGUGAACGAUACCUUUUCCGAUAGUUGUUCUACUAUUAAUUUGCUAACCUAGACAACGCUGGCUAACACCAAAGAGAGUAUCCACUAGAAUAAUUAGUUAACCUCGUAACGAAACCGCAACUUUCGCAAAGCCCUCCCAGCAAGCCAGAGCCAUUCUCGGAAGAUUCGCAGCCUGCAGCGACUGCAACAUGAUCGUUGGUGGUGGUGGUGUGAAAUGAAGUGUUCAUGCGAGAACAACGCCAUCAGCCACCGCCCUUCACAACAGCCACACAUCGUCGACACCCGUUUGCCCCUGCUACAUGCCACCAAUUAGGACUCACCCGCCACUGUGUCGCUUCGCUUGAAGCCCAUUCAGCUUGAAAUUCAAUAUUAUUAAAUCAUUAUUAAACGCCGGUACGCCUUUCUCCCGCCAGUCAGAUGCUAUGGCUGUUGUUUAACAAUCCAAAAACUGGAACGGCAGCAGAAGGCGAAUCUGAGCGCUCGAAUAAUACAAUUCGCAUUUCGACCGCAGCAAAAAGUGGCAGUGUGGCUAGCUAUGCACUUACUGCGGAUGCUGUUGACCGUGUGAAAGUACGUCAACGACGGGGUCCACCACCAACACCCAUUCCCACUCUCUAACAGAACAUACAUCGAAAAGUGGGAGUUAGUAUAGCGAAGCAGGGCUGGACGAGGGUCCACAUAGGCAUACGAAUAUAUAUAUAUAUAUAUUCAAUACGCAUAGGUGGAAGUGAAACGCUACAAUAAUGUUGAUCAUACACACAAUCAAAUUAAUUUUAAUAACAUUAAACAUUCUACCAACUCGGUUCACUCACCGGAAUGUGCUCUUCUUGAUCUACCUGGGGACGCUGGUGACGCACGUAUUUAUGGAUGAGCCACGGUUUGCACAACCAAUUCCGAAUGUGACGGUAGCAGUCGGCAGAGAUGCUAAUCUUCCUUGUGUGGUAGAACAUUUAGGUUCCUAUAAGGUCGCCUGGAUCCACAUAGACCGACAGAUGAUACUGACGAUACAUCGGCACGUAAUCUCCCGGAUUCCUCGGUACAGCGUGACCUACGAUAACUCCAAUACGUGGUUGCUGCACGUCAAUCAGGCCCAGCAGGACGAUCGGGGCUACUACAUGUGCCAGGUUAACACAAAUCCCAUGAUCAGCCAGGUCGGCUAUCUGCAAGUAGUUGUGCCACCAAACAUCCUGGAUAUCGAGAGCACACCAUCCUCGGUGGCCGUACGGGAAAAUCAGAAUAUUAACAUGACAUGUCGGGCCGAUGGAUUUCCCGCGCCGAAAAUUAUUUGGAGGCGCGAGGACGGCCAGAGCAUCACAGUCGAACGGAAGAAGAAAGUGAUGGUUUACGACGGCGAAGUGCUACAUCUGACGAAAGUGAGCCGAAACGAGAUGGGUGCUUAUCUCUGCAUCGCCACUAAUGGUGUGCCACCAUCAGUGUCUAAGCGGAUUAUCCUUGACGUAGAAUUUUCGCCAAUGAUAUGGGUCCCGAAUCAGUUGGUUGGAGCUCCACUGUCGACGGAUGUCACGAUAGACUGCCACACGGAAGCGCAUCCCAGGGCGAUCAUCUACUGGGUCUACAGCUCGGUGAUGGUACUUCCGAGUAAAAAGUAUAUAAUCGAUUACAACGAAAACUCUUAUCGAGCACACAUGAAGCUGACCAUCAAGAAUUUGUCGCUCGGUGACUUUGGAAAUUAUCGAUGCAUAUCGAAGAAUUCCUUAGGGGAAACCGAAGGAUCGAUACGUGUUUACGAAAUUCCACUGCCGUCGACACCAUCAAAACAAAUAACGCACGUAGUGGAACCCAAAGAAGCAGCCACGGUACCGCGAAACGAAACCAUUAAGGUCGUCCAACCCGAGGUACUGUUCCCAAUUAAGAACGACGAAAGCUACGCGCAACGUUCGCCUAAUGGUAUCCCGUUCGAGCGCAAGGGUUUGGCAAUCGGACAAAGCUUCUACACCGACAUGCCAGCGAAGGAUUUCAGCUUCUCUCACGCCUCAUCAUCACGAUGGAACUGCAAUGUGUACUACACUCUCGUUAGAAUUGUGAGUAUAUCCUCGUCACUUACGUACAGUUACUGCAUCGUCAACCAGCUAUUUCUGUAAAUGACACUAAAAAUACGAAACGUUACUGUAAAAUACCGAAAACGCUCCGCGGUUCUUACACCGCGGAGUAUCGUAUAGCAAUCCCCAUAUAACUACUGCAAGGUUGAACCCCUGCCUAGAUUGACCCAACAUAUCCAUAAGUUUGUACAUUCAGAAACGAAAAAUUCAAGGCAAGUGAUAAUAUAGUCAAAUUGCGAUGUGAAACCAGCUAGAAGUUAUAUGCUCUAAAAACAGAUUUGCCAACAACGUUACCAUAUCCUCACAGAACCAAAUCAAAAGCAAACCUUUACACAUCAGCGUAUUCUAUAGGAGGUAAAUUUGAAAGCGAUCCAGAACACAAAGACACCCACACAUCAAGACUAAGCAACACUAUCAAUUAGUCAAAUGGAACAAAUACUAGAGUGUUAUAUUUUCAAAUAAUUGAAAGCCAUAGCCAAUUCUAGCAUACAGUCAAAAUAUCAAGAAACCAAACGCUUUCGUUGCAACAAGAAGCUAUUGAUUGAUCACUAAAAUUAAAAAAAAAGAGUUUAUGAAACCUAGAACGACUGCGAAUUGUAUUAUAAUAAAGAUAUACCGAAAAAAAUCAAAUCAGUUGUUGAUUAGAUGUAACGAUUAGGUAUGUUAAUAGCAAAAGACAUCAGUGGAAGAUUUCGCGAGAUCAGUAUGUAAAUACGCGAGGCAACGGUGCCAAUUUGUGAAAAUAUACAUUUACACAUAGCCAAACUGGAAAUCGAAUACGAGCAUGCUGCAGGAACCAUCAAAAUAUCUUUUUUUUCUCUAACCUGUCUAGAGAUAGCGGAAUUUCGCAUCUUACUGCUGAAAUUCCUUGAAUUCUUUUGAGGCAACAAAACGAAGAACAGAAAAUCCCUGCGAGCAUUGUUUCACUCUCGAGCUAUUUCAAGGCUAUCCCAAUCUCAUUCCGAAAACAACAGUAUUAAAAAGUAGUGAGGAAUGCCCAUGUCGAUUAGGGGAUGUAAAAGUGAGAUGAAAAUGCCACAAUUCGAUCAAAUGUAUUGAUAAACCAUAUUUUUGUUACCAUAUCAUAUGGAUGAAUAAUACGACGCAGGCAAAUAUAAACCAAAGGAAAACAUUUGAUUUAAAUAA
Molecule: messenger RNA, 3913 nt
Organism: Wyeomyia smithii (pitcher-plant mosquito)
Lineage: Eukaryota; Metazoa; Arthropoda; Insecta; Diptera; Culicidae
Gene: DIP-delta
Product: lachesin
Exons: 12
Coding region: 1451-2809 (452 amino acids)
Cellular component (GO): neuron projection
Source: RefSeq, a predicted model, not a curated record